Phyllotreta striolata is the source of this 508-nucleotide messenger RNA. Lineage: Eukaryota; Metazoa; Arthropoda; Insecta; Coleoptera; Chrysomelidae. The record is from the annotation of a GenBank genome assembly.
UAAAACCGACGCUCCUGAAGACGUCGAAGCCGCUCAGAGGCUUUGGGAAUUCGAUUGCGGUAUGUUCUUCAACCCGAUGUUCAACGGUGACUGGCCCGACAUCGUCAAGGACAGAGUAGCCGAAAGAAGCAAAGCCGAAGGUCUGGCUAGCUCCCGUCUUCCCGCAUUCACUCCAGAAGAAAUCGAGUUCAUCAAAGGAACGUCCGAUUACAUUGCCAUUAACCACUACACCUCUAUGAUGGUAGCCAACGGCGUUGAGGGCACUUACAGCAAAACCGACUACAACUUCGACACCAGGGCUGUGACCUCCAACCACCCCGAUUGGGAUGAAUCUUUCGUCGGCUGGGCUCUCGUCCCGUCUGGUGUCAGGGAGCUGUUGAAGCAUCUUAAGAAAGCCUACGGAGACGCUCCCGUUAUCUUCGCCGAGACGGGUCUCCCCGAUGACGGUUCCAGUUUGGAAGAUGACCUUAGAAUUCAAUAUUUCCACGGAUACUUCUGCAACAUUUUG